AUAGUUCAUCAGUAACCGGUAACAGCAGCAGCAGCACCAGCGGCGGCAGAGGUGGUGGAGGAGGCGGGUGCCAAACAUGGUCCGCUACGGAAAUAAAUAACGGGACCUGGGGGAAGGAAUUUAAUCUAACCGAAAGAAGAGACUUUUACAAACGCGCUGAAAAGAGGAAGCGGACGUUAGAAGAGGAGAAGAAGCAGCAGCAGUAGCGGCUAAAGUCAGUGGCACACACACAUACACACGUUUCUACUGUGUUGAUGUUGGGAUUUGGCGACGAAUACCUGCCGCAAACAGUCCUGUACCAGCUCGUCUGCCUGACGCCUGUCCCUCGAUCAGAGUGUCUUCUCCUUCUUCUUCUUCUUCUUCUUCUUCUACUACUUCUGUCCCCACUGGACAUUUAAUUUGUGGAUUUUACCCACAGAAAUCAACACAGCUAAAGACGUCCGUCAUUGAAGCUCCUCUUGUCCUGUGUGACCUCCCGACACAGAGAGGAUGGUGAUGGCGGAGGGGAGUCCAAGAGACCGUGGGAGGGGGGCUCCGGUGACAGCAGGAGCCGAGGGGAGGCAGAUCUUUGUGGAACUUGCGGAGCAGAACUUUGACGCCAUUUGUCUCUCUACGUAUCGAACGGCCUGCAAGCUCAGAUUUAUACAGAAGAGAUGCAACUUGCAUCUGAUCGACAUCUACAACGUGAUCGAGGCGGUGCGCGACGCCGGUCUGAAUGCCAUCGAGCUGAACGUGGGCAUCUCCGUGACCCGACUGGAAAACCUGGUCUCGUCGCUGUUCAACCAGCUCAGCAAGCGUCUGCCCACCACGCACACCAUCAACGCUCACGAGAGCACCGUCCUCUUGGUGGAAUUCAUACUGGCAGCUGUCGACAGUGAGCCAGAAGGCCGACUGACGGUGCUGUCCGUGAAGGCAAUGCUGGCCAUGCUCUGUGGAGGAAAACUGGUCGAUAAACUCCGCUAUGUGUUUUCUCAGGUAUCUGACUCCCACGGUGUGUUGGUGCAGUCCAAGUUUGACUGGUUUCUCAGGGAGGCUCUGAAGUUGCCCACCGCUAUACACGAAGGACCGUCCUUUGGCUACGAUCACGCGUUAGCGCGCUCGUGCUUUCCACAACAGAAGAGGGUGAUGCUCAACAUGUUCCUGGACGUCGCCGCCGAUCCCCCUCAGUGUCUCGUGUGGCUGCCUCUCAUGCACCGCAUGGCCAACGUGGAGCAUGUCUAUCACCCAGUGACGUGCUCCUACUGCCGUGGCAAUGGCAUGACGGGCUUCCGCUACCGCUGCCUCCGUUGCCGUGGUUACCAGCUCUGCCAGAACUGCUUCUGGCGCGGCAAUGUCAGCGGCUCGCACAGCAGCCAGCAUCAGAUGAAGGAGCACUCGUCCUGGAAGUCACCGGCGACGAAGUUCGGCCGUGCCCUGAGCAGGACUCUGGGCUGCGUGUCGUCCAGAGAAUCCUCUCACCCGAUUUAUCCCGAGGAACCAGAGAAGACACUUAACCUGGCCAACAUUGUUCCGGCUCGUCCUGUUGGAAACACCAGUGAGGCCAUGUUACUGUCCUCGUCCUCUCCUGAGACGUCAAAGAGUUUGGCAGCGGCUCAGCGCAUGAACGAGGAACACGCUCUCAUCGCCGCGUACGUGAAUCGUCUCCAGGGCAGCCCACGUGUGGACAGUCCCAGCAGACAAGACGAGGAGCACAAACUCAUCGCCCGCUACACGUCUCGACUGGCAGAGAGCGACGGCUCAGGAGUGAUUCCGAACCGCAGCAUCAACUUUGACGUGAACAAACAGAAGAGGGAGCUCAUCGCUCAGCUGGAGUGCAAAAAUAGAGAGAUCUUGGCAGAGAUUAAACGGAUCCGAACAGAACACGACGCAGCCGGCCAGCUCAGUCCAGAGAAAGGCUGCACCAACCCGACGCUGCUGGCCGAGCUCCGCCAGCUCAGACAGAGGAAAGACGAGCUGGAGCAGAGGAUGUCGUCUCUCCAGGAGAGCCGGAGGGGACUGAUGGUGCAGCUGGAGGGACUGAUGAAGCUGCUCAAGGAUGAGGAACAACGACAGGCAGCGCAGGCCGCUGGUUCUUCUCACGCCUCUCCUUCCCGACCGAGUCCAUCGACGGUCCGCUCCGUGGGCGCCGCGUCUCCUCAGGCUCACAUGUACUCGCCUCAGGACUCGCUCGCGGGAGUGGGUGGCGACGUACGGGAGGCCUUUGCUCAAGGCUCCAGGAGGAACCUGAGAAACGACCUCCUCGUCGCAGCCGACUCCAUCACCAACACUGUGUCCUCACUGGUCAAAGAGCUGCACUCGGAUGAUGGUCGUGAGGAAGAGGAGAGGUUGCUGAACGGGAAGGACAGAGGUAACAGGUUAAAGUGAUCAUCUGAAGAAAAACA
Solea senegalensis (Senegalese sole) is the source of this 2381-nucleotide messenger RNA. It is a transcript of the gene dtnba, whose product is annotated as dystrobrevin, beta a. Gene Ontology annotation, molecular function: zinc ion binding. NCBI's taxonomy places the organism in Eukaryota, Metazoa, Chordata, Actinopteri, Pleuronectiformes, Soleidae. Gene Ontology annotation, cellular component: synapse; plasma membrane. Bases 490 to 2364 code for a protein of 624 amino acids. Gene Ontology annotation, biological process: synaptic signaling. The record is from RefSeq and is a predicted model, not a curated record. The transcript has 22 exons.